CCGCACCCCGCACCGCCGCUCCGCGCCCGCCGCCGUCGACCUCAGCAGAGCUCGAAGAGGAGGGAUCGCCCGGAGCUCCGGCGCCCCCCAUCCCGGUCCGGCCCGGGAUGCUGCACGGUGCUGAGCACUGAGGGGCACCAUGGGGUGCGCGGCGUAGCCCCCCGCCGUGGCCGCCCCGCCGUGGCCACCCCGCCGUGGCCCCCGCGUGGCGCCGGAGCCCCCCCCCCGGUCGGUGCUGAGCGCUCCUUGAUGGAAUUGCGGUGAAUGGAACAGAAGCCCAGCACCCUGGACCCGCUGUCGGAGCCAGAGGACACCCGGUGGCUGGAUGGGAAGCGCAAAAGAAAGAGCAGCCAAUGUUUGGUGAAGAGCAGCAUGUCAGGGUACAUCCCUAGUUACCUGGACAAAGAUGAACAGUGCGUGGUGUGCGGGGACAAGGCCACCGGCUACCACUACCGCUGCAUCACCUGCGAGGGCUGCAAGGGAUUUUUCCGUCGGACCAUCCAGAAGAACUUGCACCCCACCUACUCCUGCAAAUACGAUGGGUGCUGCGUCAUCGACAAGAUCACCCGCAACCAGUGCCAGCUGUGCCGCUUCAAGAAGUGCAUCUCCGUGGGCAUGGCCAUGGACUUGGUGCUGGAUGACUCCAAGCGGGUAGCCAAGAGGAAGCUGAUCGAGGAGAACCGGGAGCGGCGGCGGAAGGAGGAGAUGAUCAAAUCCCUGCAGCACCGCCCCAACCCCAGCGCCGAGGAGUGGGAGCUGAUCCACGUUGUGACAGAAGCUCACCGCAGCACCAAUGCCCAGGGCAGCCACUGGAAGCAGAAGCGGAAAUUCCUGCCUGAGGACAUCGGCCAGUCCCCUAUGGCCUCCAUGCCUGACGGGGACAAAGUCGACCUGGAGGCGUUCAGCGAGUUUACAAAAAUCAUCACCCCGGCCAUCACCCGCGUGGUCGACUUUGCCAAAAAACUGCCCAUGUUUUCAGAGCUGCCUUGUGAGGACCAGAUCAUCCUGCUGAAGGGGUGCUGCAUGGAGAUCAUGUCGCUGCGGGCGGCCGUGCGCUACGACCCCGAGAGCGAGACGCUGACGCUGAGCGGGGAGAUGGCGGUGAAACGGGAGCAGCUCAAGAACGGCGGCCUCGGCGUCGUCUCCGAUGCCAUCUUCGACCUGGGCAAGUCCCUCUCUGCCUUCAACCUGGAUGACACCGAGGUGGCCCUGCUCCAGGCUGUGCUGCUCAUGUCCUCAGACCGGACGGGGCUGAUCUGCGUGGAGAAGAUCGAGAAGUGCCAGGAGACCUAUCUGCUGGCCUUUGAGCACUACAUCAACUACCGCAAACACAACAUUCCCCACUUCUGGCCCAAGCUGCUGAUGAAGGUGACGGAUCUGCGGAUGAUCGGCGCCUGCCACGCCAGCCGCUUCCUGCACAUGAAGGUGGAGUGUCCCACCGAGCUCUUCCCCCCUCUCUUCCUCGAGGUCUUCGAGGACCAGGAGGUGUAGGGACGACACCACCCCCACCCUGUGCCCCCCAAACCCUGCUCUGGCCCCCCCUCAAAUCUUUCUCGUCCCCUGUAAGGACAAGGGGAUGCUGUGCCCAGGGUGGGGGUCCUGCUGUGCCCCCCAACAGCCACCCCCCACGCCCCCCACCCCGCCCCAGGACUUGACGAAUUUUGUUUGUUUGCACAGGGAAGGGCCCCGACGGUCGAGCGUUCCCUUUAUUGUCCUUCUCUUCGUAGAUUAUUAUUUUUUAAGCAUUUAUUUCCCUCCCUGAGAGGCUAAAAUAUUAAACUAACUGCACUUUGGAAGGAGGAGGAGGAGGAAGAGCAGGGAGGAGAGGAGGGGGCUCUGGGCUGCACAGGGAGAGGCUGCCCCGGCUGGGGGGCCGUGGCCAUAUGCACUUUUGGCCGGGCAGCAAUUUGGGGGGCUGGGGUGGGGGCCAGGACCCUCCCCCAUAGCAGGGCAGGGGCUGGGACCCCCAUCCCCCAUAGUGGGGUGAGGGCCAGGACUCCCCCACAGCAGGGUGGGGGCACAGGGGGGGCACAGCAGUGGCGAGGGAGACCCCAGCCCAUCGGGGUGCAGGGCUGGUGGACCCCUCCCCACCCCAGCCCACUGGGUCUGCCCCGGCUGGGGUGACCCCCCCGUGUCCCCCCCUUAUCCCCAAAUUUGGGGCCAGAAUUGGGGUUUUGGGGGUUUCUCUUGUCUUUUUUUUUGGGCUGAGAGCAGACGAUUUUUGUGCCAAGCGCCACGGAUGGUGGGCGCUGCAGGACACUGGGGGGGGGGGGCACUCCCCCCUCCCCAAACCCCCCCAAUUUUCCGUUGUCCUUUUUUUUUUUUGUUGUUCUUUUUCCCCUUGUCCUCGUGGGUUUUGUCGUGUCCGUCAGGAGUUGCAAAGGCCCCGGAGGCGCUGGCUGGGGGGGGCUUUGGGUGCCCCCCCGGGACCCCCCCACUGCA
Messenger RNA from Camarhynchus parvulus, 2442 nucleotides. RefSeq names its product thyroid hormone receptor alpha (gene THRA). Bases 265 to 1491 code for a protein of 408 amino acids. The transcript is spliced from 10 exons. The record is from RefSeq and is a predicted model, not a curated record. NCBI's taxonomy places the organism in Eukaryota, Metazoa, Chordata, Aves, Passeriformes, Thraupidae. Gene Ontology annotation, biological process: negative regulation of transcription by RNA polymerase II; retinoic acid receptor signaling pathway; positive regulation of transcription by RNA polymerase II. Gene Ontology annotation, molecular function: RNA polymerase II cis-regulatory region sequence-specific DNA binding; nuclear receptor activity; zinc ion binding.